Blastocystis hominis is the source of this 1067-nucleotide messenger RNA. RefSeq lists its product as hypothetical. The record is from RefSeq and is a predicted model, not a curated record. NCBI's taxonomy places the organism in Eukaryota, Bigyra, Opalinata, Blastocystidae. The transcript has 8 exons. Gene Ontology annotation, cellular component: cytoplasm; autophagosome. Gene Ontology annotation, molecular function: protein serine/threonine kinase activity; ATP binding. The coding region runs from base 167 to 1054 and encodes 295 amino acids. Gene Ontology annotation, biological process: autophagy; protein autophosphorylation; autophagosome organization.
CAAAAAUUGAACCAUUCUAUGGUCGGGGAAGAUGGAAUGGUAAAUACGGAUUAUUUCCAAAACUGGACACCUGAUUCUUCUUUUGUUGAGGCCAUGCGUGAUCUUGUGGAUAAGCUCCAGGGCAAUCCUUACGAAUACCCAGCCGAGGAAGAAGUUUCAACAUCGGAUGCUCCAGAAGUGGUUCAGGAGCCUCCCGUGGUGUAGGUUUGAGUUCAAUCCCAAUCUUAAAUGGGAAGAUAUCCGUCUCACAAGCACCUUGCUUGGCCAAGGAUCCUACGCCGCUGUGUACAAGGGCAUCUAUAAUAACGAAGAAGUCGCUGUGAAGGUGUGGAAGCAGCAGUUGUCGCAGAGCGACAAGGUCUACUUUGAUCGCGAGGUGGACAUCCAGAAGAGACUGGACCAUCCCAACUGUCUGAAGCUCUAUGGAGUGACGACAAGUCCCCAGGGCUAUCCUGUGCUCAUCACCGAGCUCGCAGACUGCUCGCUGACGAAGCUCACAACGCAGCGAUCGCCGCAAUUGCCUCCCCUGAGUGCGCAAGAGAAGUACAACUUCAUUCUGGAGAUCGCGAGGGGAAUCGCGUACAUCCAUUCCUGCGGCUUUGUGCAUCGCGAUAUAAAACUGGAUAACAUCCUGAUCAAAAACGGACAUGUCAAGAUCGCUGAUUUUGGGCUGGCUCGUUCGAUGCAGCCGGUCUCGCUUAUUGUGACGUUCGCUGGUUCGCCGAUGUUCAUGGCACCCGAGCUGAUUAUGGGGCAAAAAGUGACACAAACAAUCGAUAUCUACUCUCUGGGAUGUGUGAUCGACGAGAUCAUGACUGGAAAGACUUGCUUUUGGGAUUAUUGCAUGAAGGGAGUCACGCAGGAACGAUUCUUUAGAGAUAUUCGCCACGGACUGAGACCUACUAUCGAUCGAAGUCUUCCAAAAGAAGUCCGCUAUUUGAUUGGAGACUGUUUCAAGGAAAAGAAGUAUCGUCCCAAUGCGGAGACAGUUUGCCAUUGGAUUGAGAAUUGGGAAUACCAGAAAUGGGAGCCCAAACAGAAUAAAUGUGCGUAGAUCAUGUGAUGGU